AUGACGGACACACCUCCUUUACCAGAGGCUACCAGCGAACUGCAGCAACAUCCUGUCCCACCACUGCCUUCGACACCUCUCAGCCCUCCACCAGGAUUGCUUUUGAGCCACCCGCCACCUGUACGUUUGUCAUCCAGUCCAGCUUCGUCGCCGCGCAUCGUCGGAUCGCCACCUACACGAACGCAAUCGAUACACCCCGAAACAGGAAGCCUCAUGGCAGCAGGGACCCAGCCCGGGGCUGACUUCCUGGAGCUUACUAGCGACGAUGACUCCGAAUGGGAGGAUGACGAUGGAACUCGGCGCUUUAGUGAUGUAGAAAGAAUGGGGAGCAGAGUCUCAGCUGCCACAUUUGAGAGCACCAGAAGCGAGGAUUGGGAGAGAGAGAGAGGGAGAAAGAGACAGAGUGAACAUCUUACGGCACUUCCGCCUGUCAACCAGAUAUCUGCGCACGAUUCUGCUACAGAGGAGGUCCCACCUGCAGCGCGGCGUCCGCCGAGCCAGGCACGCCAGAUGAGCCUCAAGAGAUACAGCCGGGUCAAUGUUGUGCACAAUCACGGUUCACCACGCUCGAGCAUCCUCAGCAAUGACUCCUCGGAUGUAAUACCACGACCACUCAAUGUCUCGCGAACUGUAUCGCAGAAUCUCGAGGAAGACCCACCUAGCCGGGUGUCUACCGAGACACACAGACGCUAUCAAAGAAGCACGUCAGAGUCUGAAAGCAUCCGUAUGAACGCGUUUCUCAAUGCCCAUUACGCGACUCUACAGGCCAUCGACUCUCAGCCAAACUCACCCCCGGCUCCGCAGUUCUCCUUCCCAGAUACCUCGAGACAAAGAAGUUUCUCGGCGCAGCGACAUAUCAAGCUGAUGCCAUCCAUCCACACAGAUGUACAUGACCCAGACCGGCCACCUCACCUCCCAGCCCACUUCAUCAAGACCCCCUACCCCUUCAGUCCCAAGAAAGAGUUCCCACCCCCAAAGACCCGCCCGCGCAAAACAGACCUCUACAUCACGCCGCUCUCCACCUCCCCCCAGAAAGGGAUCCAUGUCCUCGGCAUGGCUCACGACACCGCCUACGACCCACGGUCCCGCCUCGAGCGCAACAUCUCUGCGCAGGGUCUCAUUCACAGCCCAUCCUCCCCAACCACAAAGCACGAGCGCUGGAAUUCCGCCCGCAGCACAAACUCCGCGCGCGAAAGCUACAUCUGGCUCAGCCUCCGCCGCAACAGAAACCAUAUCGCCUCCCGCAUGGAGUCUCUCACCAUUCCCUCCUCGCUCGUCGCAACACCACAGCCCAGCCCAACAUUCAAGCCCAAGUUGCGCCACCUCGCCGCGGACUACGACGACAUGCACUUCGCGCGCGAGCUACGCGCCACGUAUCGUAGACUGGCCGGCCCGUGGGUCCUGCGUGUCCUCAGCGCAAGGAAGCUGCGCUACAUCCGCCUCGCGCAGGUCUCCGCCUGGAGCGGGUCCUCCAUCCCGCCCGGCCUGCACGAACAAGCCGGCACGCUGCUCGCGGCGCGCAGCGGCCUCCCAACGCUUGGCGAUCCCGGUCCACCCUUCACCGAGCAUGCGUUGCUAGAUCUAUAUCGCGCGCCGCGCUCGGGCGACGCGCGGUACACGUGGGUGCACUGGGCGCGCCGCGUGGCGGCGAGUAAUCGGCGCCCUUCAGAUCCCCACGCGCAUGAGCGGACGCGGAGUGAUGGAGUAGCGGAGAGGGAGGUUACGACGGUGCAGUUUGUCCAUGCAUUUGCGCCGUUCAAGAUGUUGACUGUGUUGGUGGUUAUGCUGGCGGUGGCAGUGGCGGCGGCGGUGUUAUACAUCUUUUUGGGGAAUAGUGUGUGGAGGGGAGAGGGGACGAGGGAGCGUGCGGAGAAGGUGACGCCGGGAAUGCUGGUGGGCAUGUUGGCGCUGGGUGUGGAGGGUGUAGUGUUUGUGGCGUGGGUUGUCGGGAGUUGGAUGUGGUUGUAGGAGUGAUGUGCUCAAGGGGAGCCUCAUUUUGAUAUUUUCUGUGAAUAGUUCUUUACGGUGUGAUAUUUUCGAGCCGCCGGAAUUCGACGUGGGUGCUACAGAGUUACAAGCGGUUGUAGGAGUACAGGAGUGGGUUUUCCAGUUGGUUUAGGUAAUAACAUAAUCGGGGGAGAUCUUAUUGAGCAGGCAGGGUUCGGCG
Messenger RNA from Paraphaeosphaeria sporulosa, 2167 nucleotides. RefSeq lists its product as uncharacterized. The coding region runs from base 1 to 1968 and encodes 655 amino acids. The record is from RefSeq and is a predicted model, not a curated record. Lineage: Eukaryota; Fungi; Ascomycota; Dothideomycetes; Pleosporales; Didymosphaeriaceae. The transcript has a single exon.